UCCUGUUUUUAUCAUGUGAUAUCAAUAGGAACAAUGGCGGAAGUAGAAGAGCAGGGACAUAGAACAAGUGAUGAAUCCACAGAUGAUUCAGAGGAAGAUGAGAGUGAGGAGGAGCCCAAGCUGAAAUAUGAGCGUUUGGCCAAUGGAGUCUCAGAGAUACUCCAGAAAGAUGCAGCCAGCUGCAUGACUGUUCAUGAUAAGUUUCUGGCACUGGGAACUCAUUUUGGCAAGGUGUUUCUUUUGGAUGUUCAGGGAAAUGUCACUCAGAAAUUUGACAUUAGUACUGUGAAAAUAAAUCAAAUCAGUCUAGAUGAUAGUGGCGAGCAUGUAGGCAUCUGCUCAGAAGAUGGCAAGGUUCAAGUGUUUGGUUUAUACACCAGGGAAGGCUUUCAUGAUAACUUUGACUGCCCUAUUAAAGUGGUGGCUCUACACCCUCAGUUUGGAAGAUCCAGCAGCAAGCAGUUUGUCACAGGGCGAAAUAAGCUUCAGUUAUAUGAGAGGAACUGGCUAAACAGAUGGAAAACUAUUACACUCCAUGAGGGAGAAGGAAUAAUUACUAAUGUCAAAUGGCGAGGCAGUUUAGUAGCCUGGGCAAACAGUUUGAGUGUAAAAAUAUAUGACAUCAAUGCUAAACAAAGAAUAACCAAUGUCUUGAGAGAUAAUACCAGCCUUCGACCUGAUAUGUAUCCUUGUAGUCUGUGCUGGAAGGAUAACACAACACUUAUCAUAGGCUGGGGAACUUCUGUAAAGAUAUGUAUUGUGAAGGAAAGGGAUCCAACAGAAAUGCGAGAUCUUCCUAGCCGCUAUGUGGAAAUUGUGUCUGCCUUUGAUACAGAGUUUUUUAUCAGUGGACUUGCACCUCUUGGUGAUCAGAUUGUAAUCUUGUAUUACGUAAAAGAGGCUUCUGAACAUCAGGAUGAGAAAGAGCUGCGAUCUAGACCCCGACUAGACAUUGUGCAGCCUCUUCCAGAGUCCUAUGAGGAGAUAUCUUCAGAUGCACUGACUGUUAGAAACUUCCAAGAAAAUGAAUGCCUUGACUAUCGGCUUGAACAUUCAGAAGGGGAAUCUCUGUUUUAUAUAAUCAGCCCUAAAGAUAUAGUUGUAGCCAAGGAACGUGACCAAGAUGAUCAUAUUGACUGGCUGCUUGACAAAAAGAAAUAUGAAGAAGCAUUAAUGGCGGCAGAGAUUAGUCAUAAAAACAUAAAACGUCAUGAAGUACAGAGAAUUGGUAUUAGCUACAUUAAUCAUUUGGUGGAAAAAGGAGAAUAUGAAGCAGCAGCAAGGAAAUGCCAAAAAGUCCUUGGGAAAAAUAUGGAACUCUGGGAGAAUGAAGUUUAUAGAUUCAAAACAAUAGGACAACUUAAAGCUAUUAGCCAGUAUUUGCCAAGAGGAGAUCUUCGACUAAGACCUGCUAUUUAUGAAAUGAUUCUUCAUGAGUUUCUCAAAAGUGAUUUUGAGGGCUUUGCAACACUAAUUCGGGAAUGGCCAGGUGAUCUUUAUAACAAUAUGACAAUUGUUCAAGCUGUAAGUGAUCGUCUGAAAAAAGACCAAAACAAUAGGACGCUUCUGACUACUCUGGCUGAACUAUAUACAUAUGACCAACGUUAUGAUAAAGCCCUUGAAAUUUAUCUAAGACUGCGACAUAAGGAUGUUUACCAGUUGAUUCAUAAGCAUAACCUUUUUUCAUCCAUUGAAGACAAAAUAGUUUUGUUGAUGGAGUUUGAUAAAGAGAAAGCUGUUGACAUGUUGCUGGACAAUGAAGACAAAAUAUCAAUUGAUAAAGUUGUGGAGGAACUUGCACAACAUCCUGCAAUGCAACACGUGUAUCUUCAUAAGCUAUUUAAACGUGAUCCACACAAGGGUCACAAAUACCAUGAGAUGUUGAUUAGCCUAUAUGCAGAAUAUGAUCGACCAAAUCUCCUACCCUUCUUGAGAGACAGCACACAUUGUCCUCUAGAAAAGGCUUUGGAAAUUUGCCAACAGAGGAAUUUUGUGGAAGAAACUGUGUUUUUGCUAAGCAGAAUGGGCAAUAGCCGGAGAGCUUUGCAAAUGAUAAUGGAGGAGCUCUAUGAUGUAGACAAAGCGAUUGAGUUUGCAAAGGAACAGGAUGAUGCUGAACUUUGGGAAGAUCUAAUAUCUUAUUCAAUUGACAAGCCACCUUUUAUCACAGGCUUGUUAAACAACAUUGGGACACAUGUGGAUCCAAUUCUUUUAAUCCACAGAAUCAAGGAAGGCAUGGAAAUUCCUAAUCUUAGAGAUUCACUAGUAAAGAUCCUUCAUGACUAUAAUCUACAAAUCCUGCUGCGAGAAGGCUGUAAGAAGAUCCUAGUCGCUGACUCUUUAUCUUUGUUGAAAAAGAUGCAUAGAACUCAGACAAGAGGCGUUAGAGUUGAUGAAGAGAAUAUUUGUGAAUCAUGCCAUGAAGCUAUUUUACCAUUAGAUACAGCCAAAUCUUACAACAUAGUGGUCUUCCACUGUAGACAUAUGUUUCAUAAGGAAUGUUUGUCUUCCUCAAGCACUAUUCCCCCAGUUCAGUUUUGUAACAUCUGCAGUGCAAAGCGCAGAGGCCCAGGAAGUGGCAUUGUGGAGAUAAAGAAGUGAAAACAUAAACAUAAGUGGCUUUAUAUCUGUAUAUAGAAGCCCUAAAAAAGACGGAAUCACAAAAUAGGCUUCACUUAUAAUUCUGGAUUCCUAACAAAAAAAAAAAUAACACACAAAAAAUGUUUGUCUUGUAUUGUUAAUUUGUUGCUGAUACUACUUAUAUGUAUGCUCACAUUAAUCACUUCUCUUAAUUUCUAGAAAAUGCAUCUAAAUGUAUUAUUUGCGUACCUUUGUAUGCAUCAUUAUAUGGCAUUUUACUACAUGAUGUUCUUAAAAUACAUAAAAUGCUAUCUCGUUUUUGCAGUCUGUGCUUUAGCACGUUAUAAAUAUUUAAUAGCACUUGGAAAAAAAUAUUAUGUGUAUGUAUGUAUAUGUAUAUGUGUGUGUGUGUGUAUGUAUAUAUAUAUAUAUAUAUAUAUAUAUAUAUAUAUAUAUAUAUAUAUAAUAUAUAUAUGCAUACACACACACAGGUACAAGAUCAGAUCUAAUUUGCUUAUCUCCAAGUGUCAGACCUGUUAUACAAAGUUAGAUUGUUAUCUUUAGAAAAUCUCAUAAUUUACCUGAAUAAACAUAUACAUUGGCUGACUUCAGGUUAUUUGUAUUGUUUUCAUUCACAAAACCACACUGACACCUUGAUGGCUUAGAGACCAAGAUUCUGAACAUUAACAAGGUUGCCUGUUAGAACCCCAAUGUUGAAUGUCUGUGUCAUCUACAGGCACAACUGAGUGAAAUGUGAACAACAAUACAGAUUUCCAUACCGGAUCAGUUGAGGCCCGGGUCAACAAAGGCCACCACCAGUACUGGUGGCCAACAGGGUGCUGGGUGAAAUUGGGCUACUCUUGGCCGAAGUAGAACAAGAGGGUGUCUAGAGGCAGGAGGAGAGGAGGAAGAUUAGUACAGUGCAAGAGUGAAUGGGAACUUUGAAUGUUGGCAGUAUGACUGGUAAAGGGAGAGAGUUGGCCAAUAUGAUGGAGAGAAGGAAGGUGGAUAUAUUGUAUGUGCAAGAGACCAGAUGGAAGGGGAAUGAGGCUGAGAGAAGAGGCAUUCUACGGGUGAUAUCAUGGACAUUAAGGAGCACAAGCCUGGUAGCGGGAGUCAGCGGCUCAGUGGGGUGCCCUGCCUUUAGCCAGAGGGCUACAAGGGGCCUGAGCCUAGGUGCAGCACUGAAGGUGGGCUGAACUGCAGAUUGGGCACCUCAUGGGGUGCAAGAGCCCAUGUUGGGUUUAGUCAAGAAGAUGUCUGUUUUAAAGACUGCACUCUUGCUCAUGGUUUUAAAAGACCGUUUCCUGCCAGUUGUUUUAACCUCGUUUUUAUGGAUUCUUUAUUUAUUGGAUUAUUUUAACCUCCACAUCUUACAUGUUUUAUUGGAUUAUUUAUUUAUUGACAAAUUUUGGAGCACUGUGUUUUUUUGUACACUCUUUUGAUUUGUUUUUGAACUGUGAUUAAUAAAAGCACUAAGCACCUUUCCACCA
Molecule: messenger RNA, 4073 nt
Organism: Erpetoichthys calabaricus (reedfish)
Lineage: Eukaryota; Metazoa; Chordata; Cladistia; Polypteriformes; Polypteridae
Gene: vps41
Product: VPS41 subunit of HOPS complex
Exons: 29
Coding region: 34-2601 (855 amino acids)
Biological process (GO): macroautophagy; vesicle-mediated transport; cellular response to starvation
Cellular component (GO): late endosome; HOPS complex
Molecular function (GO): protein binding
Source: RefSeq, a predicted model, not a curated record